Messenger RNA from Chelonia mydas (Green sea turtle), 5812 nucleotides. It is a transcript of the gene JPH4, whose product is annotated as junctophilin 4. The record is from RefSeq and is a predicted model, not a curated record. The transcript is spliced from 6 exons. Gene Ontology annotation, biological process: regulation of synaptic plasticity. Bases 2315 to 4231 code for a protein of 638 amino acids. NCBI's taxonomy places the organism in Eukaryota, Metazoa, Chordata, Testudines, Cheloniidae. Gene Ontology annotation, cellular component: endoplasmic reticulum membrane; plasma membrane; junctional membrane complex.
GAAUCCCGCCCCCCACGUUACGUCCCCCCCGUUCCCGCAAGGGGGGGCUGUGUUGUCGGCAGCCCCCCCACUCCUCCUCCGCCGCCGCCGCUGCCUUCCACCUUCCCUCCAUCCCUCGCCUGGCUCAGCCUCCCGGGAGCGUCUCCCUCCAUCCCAGCCCUGGCACCUUCCCCCGCUCCGGCCGGCUUCUCUCUCCGCCGGGGGGUUUCUACCUCCCCGCCAUCCCCGGCCCCCCCCCGGGGAGUGGCUCCUUCCCCCUCUGAGAUUUCCCUCCCUCCGUUCCUGACAGUCCCUAGCCCCCCCCGCCCCCCAAAUCUCUCCAUUCCUGGAUUUCCCCCCUUCUGUCUCUUUCCACCCCCGAGAUCUUCUCUCUCCAUUUGGAAAUUUCCUCCAACUCACUCCCCCUCUGAGCUGGUUCAGCUCCCUCUCCCCAUUCCUCCGGCACUGCCCCCCCCCCCCCCUUCAGCCCCGCUCCAACCCGCCUUCCUUUCCUGCAUUUCCACGCUCCCUUCUUUCCCCUCCAGAGCAUGGGCGAGAUUCCUCCCCGCUCACUGCCGCCUUGGGUGUGUCUAGCCCUCUAGCCCUCUGGGCUUUUCUCCGCUCCCUCUUUCCUGGCCGCAUGGAUUCGCUUCCUGCUUCUCCUCUGCCUCUCAGGAAAUAAAUACGGAGUACCCCACAUCAUGAGGCCACUGUUGGGAGCCCUCCCUGGCCCCUCGGCUCCGUUCCACACCCCCAGCAGCUCGUUUGCUUCCUGGGAACACCCGGAGCCUCUCUGAGUCAGGGGACUGGGAGCACAUCCCGACGCCUGUAGGCAGAGAUUCCCAAGGCCUGCUCUACGCCUGUUGGACACUAUACCUGUAGCUGGGGAACUCCUGGGCUGUAGAACACCAAGAAUUCCAAGUUACAGCCUGGCAGCGCACAGUCGUAACCAGUGGCUGCAAGUCUAGAGGGCUCUGUCUGCCUGUAGCCAGAGAACCGACCACUCUCGGCCUGUAGCUGGAGAAAUACACUCCCUGCUAGACACUGGUCACCAGAGAACCCCAGGACCGCGGUGCGCCUGUAGCCGGAGAACCCCAGGACUGCGGUGCGCCUGUAGCCGGAGAACUCCAGGACCGCUGUGCGCCUGUAGCCGGAGAACUCCAGGACCGCUGUGCGCCUGUAGCCGGAGAACCCCAGGACCGCUGUGCGCCUGUAGCCGGAGAACUCUGGGAUGGCUGUAGACCUGUAGCCAAGACUUCCAGGAGCACUUUACACCUGUAGUUACCGAACAUAGGAAUUGCCUGUCACAGAAGACCCCUGGACUUAUUGUAUGCCUAUAGCUGGAGAAAUCAAGGACUGUUGCACACCUGUAACCAGAGAAUUUCCAGCCCCCAUCUGCCUGUAAGAUAAAGAGACUCCCAGGUCACAGCAUGGCAGCACAGAGCCAGAACCAAGUCAUUGCAGAUUUGGAGGCCACUGUCUGCCUGUAACACAUGGACUCCAGGACCAUACUACAUCUGUGACCAGAGAACUCCAGGAGCCACGUACAGGUGUAAUCAGACAGCCUCCAUACCCCCGUAGCUACAGAAUUAUGGGCUGUAGUCUUACUGUAGGGCACCAUACAGCCAAGGCCAAAGCCAGAUUACUGUAGGUGUUGAAGCAACCGUACGCCUGUAGCCAAAGAUGUCUGGGACUGCUGUAUGACUGACCCCCACUUUACACACGUAGGCGGAGAAGUCUGGGACUUCUGUACCACUGUAACACUGCCGUACGCCUGUAGGGGACAACUCCAGGGUGUCUGUAUGACCGUAUCUCCAUUGAAUGGUUGUAGGUGGAGAUGUCUGGGAUUUGUGUAUGACUGCAGCUGAAGUGCACACCUGUAGCCAGAGAACUCAGAGGUCGCCCUCCGACUGUAAACCCCUCCCCCCGCCCCCCGCCACUACCACCAUGUGCCUGUAGGUGGAGAACUCCAGGACUGGCGUGCUGCUGUAGCUCCACUGUCCACCUGUAGGAGGAGAACUCCUGGUUCUUCAGUCGCCUAUAGCUACACUACUUGCCCAUAGACAGAGAAGCUGGGGAUCUCCCUACGACUGUAAGGGGCAGGAUUCCAGGAGUGGCGUGCGACUGUCACCCCGCCUGUAGGGGAAGAACUCCAGGACUGACGUACGGCUGUUAGUCCCAUUGCCAGCCUGUCGGAGGAGUGGAAGUUCCCACUACAGAUGCCACCCUGACCCUGCCACCUACAGCCAGCCCCGCAUGGUGGGGCUGGCCCUGGCUAUGAGCGCAGGGUCCUGUGGGUAGCCGGCGCCGGGAGAGGCGGGGCCUCGUUACAUGCAUGUCCCACGGGGGCAGGUUCGACUUUGACGAUGGCGGCUGCUACGUGGGUGACUGGCAGGAGGGCCGGGCACACGGGUACGGGGUCUGCACCGGCCCUGGGGCACAGGGCGAGUACAGCGGGCAGUGGCGCCGUGGGUUCGAGUCUCUGGGUGUCUACACCUGGCCCAGCGGCAACACCUACCAGGGCCAUUGGAGCCAGGGCAAGCGGGAAGGGCUGGGCGUGGAGCGCAAGAGCAAGUGGUGUUACAAGGGGGAGUGGAGCCAUGGACUGAAGGGCCGGGCUGGCGUCUGGGAGAGCCACUCCGGGGUCACCUACGAGGGCAUGUGGAGGGACGGGCUCCAGGAUGGCUACGGCACUGAGACCUACGCUGACGGAGGCACCUACCAGGGCCAGUGGCAAGCCGGGAAGCGGCACGGCUACGGCGUUCGCCAGAGCGUCCCCUACCGUCAGGCUGCCUUGGUGUGCUCCCUGCGCCGCACCUCGCUGGACUCCCUCCGCAGCGACCCCGACCCCGGCGUGCCCCCUCCUCCGCUCCCGCCCCCUCCCCUGCCACCUCCGCUGCUCCCGGGGGACAGCCCAGCCUCAGGCUCCCGGGGCGGCUUUGUGCUGGCCUUCCCCGGCGACCCGGGCUUCCCCAAGGGGGCCAAGAAGAAGACAGGGGGCUUCUUCUUCCGGCGCUCCCUGCUGCUGAGUGGCCUGCGGGUGCGCCGAGCCGAGUCCAAAGCCUCCCUGGGCAGCAAGCGGGGCUCACUGAAGAGCGAAGCUGGGGUGAGCUCGACUGGGAGUGAAGCCACCACCCUGAGCUAUGCCGAGACCGAACCCCCUGAGAUGCCUUCACGGUUGGCCAUCGAGGGCUCCUCCACCGAGGUGUAUGCCGGGGAGUGGCGCGCUGACCGGCGCAGCGGCUACGGGGUCAGCCGGCGCUCCAAUGGGCUGCGCUACGAAGGCGAGUGGCUGGGGAACCGGCGGCAUGGCUACGGGCGUACGACCUACCCCGACGGCACCAAGGAAGAGGGCAAGUACAAGCUCAACCGGCUGGUGAGCGGCAAGGUCAAGAACCUCAUCCCGCUCCGGCGCAGCAAGGUGAAGGAGAAGGUGGACCGGGCGGUGGAGAUGGCCCGCAGGGCCGUCAGCCUGGCCAGGCAGAAGCAGGAGAUGGCGGCCACCAGGGCGGCCGACGCCCGGCUGAAGGCCACGGCCGCGCUGGCCUCCGCCGAGAAGGCCAUGGAGGCGGCUCGAGUGGCCAAGAUCCUGGCCCAGGAUCUUCAGCCCAUCCUGGAUGACCCUGAGCCACGGACCCGCCUGGACUCUGAAGGCACUGACACAGACCUGUUAGAAUACGACAGCCCGGAGGUCUAUGAAAAUGGGGUCACCCCAUCAGACGUGACCCCAGAUCCCAGCUACCCGCCCACCCCACUGCAGCCCUGGAGGGGAGACCCCCGUCGGACUUGGCACCCUCUGGAGAAUGGGGGACCCCCUCGAGUGCCCCCUGCGGAUGUAUCAGACCCUGAGGAUGAGUGGGGGUGCCGGAGGUUCCCUGCCCGGACACCGGGGUUCCCACCCGAGGAACUGUGGGAGGGGGACGAGGAGGAGGGGGAUCCGGGGCGCCCCCUGGUGGGCACCCCUCCCAGCGGCAGCUCUGGAAGCCUCCGGGAGGAAGACGAGGAAGAGGACUACGAGGAAGAGCUCCACCAGCUGGAUAUUGGGGAGCCCCAGGCGGGGUCGGAGGUGGCGGGACCCCCGGGGCACUCUGGACUGGGGGCUGACAAGCUGCCUUCAGGGAGGGGGGCUGCGGCUCAGGGUGUGAAGGAGACAGGAGCAGCCGUGAGACAGGGAGCUCACCCAUUGGUGGUUCUGGCUGUCGUGUUGAUUGACAUCUGCCUGGCUCACCUGUUCUCUCUGCUUCUCACCUGAGACAGGGUGGGGGGCGGCUCACCACCGGACCCCUCCCUCUGCCCCUUCCCCCACCCCACCUGUCGCUCGUUCUCUGCCACUCUGUCUCAUUCCCUCUCUCUCUUUCUUCUCUCCUCUCUCGUUCCCUCUCUUUCACUCGUUCUUCUCUCCUAUUUUAUUCUCUCUUUCUCUCUCAUUCUUUGUUGGUCUGUGUCUUUCAUUCCUCCGUUCCUGCUCUGCCCCCUUCCCUCUCUCUCUCUCUAGAUUGUUUACAUAUGAAGGGCUCUUUCUAGUAGAUUUCUCUUUCUCUGUCUGAGACCAUGACAAAAAAAACACCCCCCCGUUUGAAAUUUGAGGUUCCUUUCCCCUUAAUGCACUCCUUCUUUUGGGGUUCAGUAAAUUGGGGAUGGGGGACCCCACGACUGGGAGUGGAGGGGAAUCCCAGCAGGGGGCGUGCUCUCCCCACCCCUCCAAAAACAAACAAAAAUGGCAAACUUUUAUUUCUGCUUUUUUAAUGACUUUUCUUGCUGCGUCUGAAUGAAAUAACUAGUUUAAAAAUUUAAAAGGGGGGUGAAGGGGGCGAUUCUGCUAUUGGGGGUGACUGGGGAGCUCAAUCCUGGUGCGAGGCUGUUGAGGGCAGCUGCUACACCUAGUGGGGCAAAAGAGGAAGUCCCGCCUUUGGAAGGAUGGUUCUAAAGGGGUCAGACAGGAAAUCCUGCCUCCUAGUGGGCUUAGUGGGGAACUUGUAGUGUGGAACACCAUCUACUGGAGGGUGGGGAAGUUCCUCCUACAGGAGAGCCACCCCAAGCGUUCAACACAGAAAGUCCUGCCUUUUGCAGGGAUGUGAUGGUGCAAUAAAGGAAAUGGGUCGGGAACACUCCUCGAAGGGGAGAAACGGGAAGUCCUGCCUUUUGUAGGGAUGUGACAGUGCAAUACAGGAAGUUCCACCCUCAGCAGGGUAGAGGAUACUCAGCUGAGCGGUGGAACAGGAAGUCCCACCUUUUUAAAGGGACGUGAUGUGCAAUACAGGAAGUUCUGCCUUCCGGAGGGUGGAAAAUACUCCUAAAGGGGGCAAAGCAGGAAGUCCUGCCUUUUUGCAGAGAUUGGUGGGUGCAAAACAAAAGUCCCACCUUCUGGAAGGCAGGGAGACACGAUUUGGGCCAAUGAGCCUGCUUGACCAUGGGAGGGGAACGCAAUGAUACCCCAAGGUACGUGUUGACUUAGAGGGGGGCAGUAUAGCUGUGGAGGAUACAUCCCCUCCAAUCACCCAGGGCAGGGCUAGGAAGUUGGGAGGCCCUUUGGGGAGCACCCCCUGGCAGGAAUCUCCCUCUCGGUCCCCCAGAAAAUGCAUGAGGAUGCUCAGUGUAUUGGGAAUGUGUAUAAUCGACUCCAAUCCCCAUGGCCCUGCAGUUUUCUACCUCCCUCCCUGCUGGCUGUCUCCUCCCUUGCUCCGGCCUUGAUCCGAUGUCCCCUCCCCGGAUUGCCUUUUCCACGGGAUAUUUCUUAUAGCGUGUCUUUGGGAUUGAAAACACAAACAGUCUUGCAGAUUUAAAAAAUGAGAAAUUUAAUAAAAAUAUAUUAAUAAAAAAAAGGGAAAAUGGA